Messenger RNA from Coregonus clupeaformis (lake whitefish), 2698 nucleotides. RefSeq names its product GRAM domain-containing protein 4-like. The transcript has 19 exons. Lineage: Eukaryota; Metazoa; Chordata; Actinopteri; Salmoniformes; Salmonidae. Bases 838 to 2448 code for a protein of 536 amino acids. Gene Ontology annotation, biological process: negative regulation of toll-like receptor 9 signaling pathway; apoptotic process. The record is from RefSeq and is a predicted model, not a curated record.
UCUCCUCUCUCCAUCUGUUUCUCUCUAUCUUCCCCCUUCUCUCCAUCUCUCUCUGUGACAUUUUGGGGUACAGAGCAAAGGCUGUCUGUUUAGUCUUUCAUUCAUCUCACUGUCUUUUCUCUUCAUCCCUUGUUAAUCUCUGGCUGCAUCCCAAGUAGGGCAUCUUUCCUUCAUUCCUUUCUCUCCUCUCAUUCCUUGUUCUUUCUCUCGUGGACUUGAGAGCAUAAUAGAUUAAGACACACUGCAGUCAUGACUGCUGCAGGGAGAAGAAGCUGCUGCAGUGUGUGUGUUCGGCUGUAUAUGUGUGUUGGCCAUGUGUGUUUGGCUGUGUGUGUGUGUGUGUGAGUUAGGCAGUGUGCGUGUUUGGCCGUGUGUGUCUUUGUCAGUGGCGGGAGCCUCUUAAAGGGACACCCUGCCUGCAUUGAUCUGGCGGCUGGUAAACCUGCAGUGGCUCAGAAUAGCAACACAGCACUGCAGCUUCGACGCUCUCCUUCUCCUCCCUCCUUUCAUCCUCUGUCUGUCGCUUUCUUUAACACACUCCUCUCCUAUUUCUGUCGCUUUCUCUGACAUCUUUUUUUAUCUACUCAUCCUCUCCACUCUUCCCCUCUUUCACCAUCUCUCUCUCUCGCUCACCUGGUAUUGGUCUGGUAAUCUAUGGAGUAACGCGGGACCGCGGACUAAAGCCCUGAGUCAGUCAGUUAGGGGGAGAGAGUGGUUGAGUCAUCAGUGUUGUGCUUAGACUAGAGGACAGACGGUCAGUCGGUAGGGAUCUCCUUUGCAACUCGUUUCAAAACAGGAGGGAAAGUCACUGCCCGUGCGGGUUCGGGGGCUCUCACCAUGGCUGCAGCAUUUCAAGACUUCCAGAGGAGUGAGUCGGACCGGCUAAACGAGGUCAAGGGUCAUCUAGAGAUUGCCUUAUUGGAGAAACACUUCCUACAAGAAGAAUUGAGGAAGCUACGAGAGGAAACCAAUGUGGAGAAGCUAAAGGAAGAGCUGGAGAGAGAGAGAGGGAAGAGGCUCGAUCUCGAACUGAGGAUGAACGAGGUGCUAAAAUCCAGGUUGGAAGACUCGCCGCCACAGCCUGCCCGUAAACCCCCGUCUCCAACGCCUGCUGCCAAUGGCAAAGACACAGACAAAGACAAGCCGCUGCAGGGGGAGACCCUGUACUUGCGGGCGUGGAGGUGGCUCUACGACAGGGUGGGGGUCUACAUAGAAGACUUCCGCUUCGUCCCAGAGGAGAACACUGUGGAGGCUGAGGAACCACUAAGUGCUAAAAGGCUAACAGAAAACAUGAGGCGACUCAAGCGAGGAGCCAGACCUGUCACUAACUUCAUGAGGAACCUCUCAGCCUUAUCCAACUGGCACUCAGUGUACACCUCAGCUAUUUCCUUCAUAAUCUACAUGAACGCUGCGUGGCACGGCUGGGCCAUCCCAAUGUUCCUCUUCUUGGCCAUCCUGAGGCUCUCCUUGAAUUACCUCAUUGCUAAAGGUUGGAGGAUUCAGUGGAGCAUUGUGCCGGAUAUUACGGAUCCUAUAGAACCGUCAAAGGAUGACUUGACUGUGUCUGAAAAGUUCCAGUUAGUGCUUGAUGUUGCACAAAAAGCACAGAACCUUUUUGGUAAGAUGGCGGAUGUAUUGGAGAAAAUAAAGAACCUGUUCAUGUGGGUGCAGCCUGAGAUCACUCAGAAGCUCUACAUAAGCCUGUGGGUUGCCUUCCUCUCCUCCUGCAUACUGCCCUAUAAACUCGUGGGCUUCAUGAUUGGGCUGUAUGCAGGGAUCAAGUUCUUCAUCAUAGACUUCUUGUUUAAGAGCUGUCCCAAGCUGAGGGACAAAUAUGACACACCUCACAUCGACUGGAACAACCUACCAACUGAUCCACAGCUGAAGGAGAGGACCAACGCUACUAUGUCCCGACGGCUGUCUGGGUCUGAGAAGAUUCAGCCUGUGGUGGCUAGAGGUAGCCUAGCAACCGUCCCGUGCGGUGUAAACCUGGAUGGUGACAGCACCAGGAUUCAUAGCACCAAGAAGGGAGCCUUUCAUGAGAUAUUCAACGUCUCAGAAAAUGAGCGCCCUCUACCAGUGUGUGAGAAUGGGUGGAGGUGCUGCCUCAUCAACAGAGACCGGAAGAUGCCAACAGACUACAUACGAAACGGCAUGCUCUACGUUACAGAGAAUUAUCUGUGCUUCGAGAGCUCCAGUUCCAAAUCGGCCUCCUCCAAGAAGAAUAAGGUCAUUAAACUGGUGGACGUCACAGAUAUCCAGAAGUACAAAGUGCUGUCUGUCUUACCUGGGUCUGGAAUGGGAAUCUCCAUAGCCACUCCCUCCACACAGAAGCCUCUGGUGUUUGGUGCCAUGAUCCAUCGAGACGAGGCCUUCGAGGCAAUCUUCACCCAGUACAUGAAGAUCAUGACCACCUCCAGACCACCCUCGGGCAGCCCUGAGCUGUAGCCCUGCUAUCCCCAUGGACAGAGGCCUGGGCUGGGGUCAGGGCUGGGCCACCUACCCCUGAACCCUCCCUCGCUGGAGGAAAGACAAUUGGGGAAAGUGACGGGACACACACCUCUUCUCCUCCCUCUCUUAUCUACAGUGACUGGACAAUCUUCUCUUCUUUUAUGACUGAGAGGUGUCUGUGCGCGCGUGUGUCUGUGCGCGCGUGUGUCUGUGCGCGCGUCUGUGUCUGUGCGCGCGUCUGUGUGCG